Penicillium maclennaniae is the source of this 1641-nucleotide messenger RNA. Its product is annotated as low-affinity glucose transporter HXT3. Gene Ontology annotation, biological process: carbohydrate transport; transmembrane transport. The transcript has 4 exons. Bases 1 to 1641 code for a protein of 546 amino acids. The record is from RefSeq and is a predicted model, not a curated record. Gene Ontology annotation, molecular function: carbohydrate:proton symporter activity. Lineage: Eukaryota; Fungi; Ascomycota; Eurotiomycetes; Eurotiales; Aspergillaceae. Gene Ontology annotation, cellular component: membrane.
AUGAACAGACAAGACACACUUUUCACAGUACCCGGUGAAGAAUGGAUAUUUCGACGGGAACAUCCAGUUGCUCGAUACAUUCCCGGGGGAUUUUCACCAUCGAGGUGCAUGAAAAUUUCAGGCAGGGCGAUGACUUAUGCCAUCUUCCUCUUUUCGGGAUGUGCCAUCCUCUUCUUUGGAUACGACACAGCAGUAAUGAGUCAAGUCAACAACAACGACGACUAUAUGCAACGCAUGGGAGUGGCUAGUGGAAGCGACCGUGAUGCUGCAGCCAUUGGUGGUCUAGUUAGUUUGUGGUUUGGAGGCUUUGCGAUUGGGGCGUUGAUCGUGGGCUACAUCGCCGACUCCAUCGGUCGCUUGAAGACAAUCCAGCUGGGAUGUUUAUGGGGCAUACUUGGGGCCGGUCUGUUAGCAUCAGCAGAAAACAUGACUUGGCUCGCAUUUGCCCGAGUCAUCAGCGGUGUGGGAUGUGGCCAUCUGAACACGAUGGUCCCCGUCUGGACAUCCGAGCUGGCAGACCCUCACAUGAGAGGUGCAUUUGUGGCAGUUCAAUUUACCCUCGCAAUGAUCGGGUCUACUAUUGCAUACUGGAUGGAGUAUGGCUGUCUCAAGUCUCAAACAAUGUCCUUUGCAUGGCGCUUUCCUCUCGGGUUUCAGAUCGUCUUUCUGAUCCUUAUCUUGAUCGCGGCUCCAUUUUAUCCUGAAUCACCUCGAUAUCUGGCCAAGAUUGGUGAUCUGGAGGGAGCAAGAACAGUGCUAGAGAAGUGUCGUAUCAAGACUGAAGAGCAGGCAAUCGAGACCGAGAUGGAGGAGAUCGUUGUUGCCAUCCGCGCCGAAGCCAUGUCCACAUCACACAGCUUCUACAGUAUGCUGUUCACCAAGGAUAAGCUACAUACCCGGCGACGGGUUCUUCUUGGGUCUGGUGUGCAGAUCAUGCAAAAAUUGACUGGAAUCGACUUCAUCGCGGUGUAUGCUCCUAACAUGUUCGCCCUGUCAGGAUUCACGGGAGACAAGCCCGCGCUACUGGCAGGAGGUAACUGGUUUGGAUACAUUGCUAGCCUGGCGCUAUCAAUCUAUCUUUGUGAUCGAGUUGGCCGACGCAAGCUGAUGCUGACUGGGUGUCUUCUCAUGGGGAUCGUCUUGGCCGUUGGAGGCGUGCUUUCCCACGAGACAAUUGCUCAUAAAGACAAUGACCCGGCAACGGCCACCAAAUUCGGUUCUGGCGUUGCAGCAAUCUUAUACAUCUACACCUUCAUCUACGGCAGUACUUGGCUAACCACUUGCUGGGUUUACCCGACAGAGGUAUUCCCCCUUGCAAGCCGUAGCAAGGGAGCCGCAUUGGCAACCUUUGCCUUUUCUAUCGCCGGAGGCACCAUUAAUAUGAUCAUUCCAUAUCUUAUUCAAGCAAUUGGCUUCUGGGUUUUCAUUCUAUUUGCUCUGAUCAACCUGGCGUUGCUAGCUCCUAUAUAUCUUUUCUAUGUUGAAACUGCAAAUCGCCAUCUUGAGCAGCUCGACAUUCUCUUCUCGAGCGAUAGUUGUCUGGCUUGGAGAGCGGAAAAGAACUUUAUUCAAAAAUUGAAUGAACAGGGCGGAAUCCUAGGAGAGAACAACGAGAAGGGAGCUGUGGAGCAAGUGGAGUAA